Messenger RNA from Acomys russatus (golden spiny mouse), 1067 nucleotides. Its product is annotated as plasma membrane ascorbate-dependent reductase CYBRD1. The transcript has 4 exons. The record is from RefSeq and is a predicted model, not a curated record. NCBI's taxonomy places the organism in Eukaryota, Metazoa, Chordata, Mammalia, Rodentia, Muridae. Bases 1 to 852 code for a protein of 283 amino acids. Gene Ontology annotation, molecular function: oxidoreductase activity. Gene Ontology annotation, cellular component: lysosomal membrane.
AUGGGCUGCUACCGGGGCUUCUUGGGGCUGCUGGUGUCCGCCCUGCUGGUGGGCUUCCUGGCGGUGCUCUUCGUGCUCAUCUGGGUCCUGCACUACCGAGAGGGGCUUGGCUGGGACGGCGGCGCGCUCGAGUUUAACUGGCACCCGGUGCUCGCGGUGACCGGCUUCGUCUUCAUCCAGGGCAUCGCCAUCAUCGUGUACAGACUGCCAUGGACCUGGAAGUGCAGCAAGCUCUUAAUGAAAUCCAUCCACGCCGGCUUAAACGCUGUGGCCGCCAUCCUCGGCAUCAUCUCGGUGGUGGCGGUGUUUGAUUACCACGACGUCCGAAAGAUCCCCCACAUGUACAGCCUGCACAGCUGGGUCGGGCUGCCAGUGGUCAUCCUCUACAUUCUACAGCUUGUUCUAGGCUUUUUCGUCUUCCUGCUCCCAUGGGCCCCGCUCUCUCUCCGGGCAGCCGUCAUGCCCAUACACGUGUACUCUGGACUCCUCCUCUUUGGAACAGUGAUUGCGACAGUCCUCAUGGGAGUGACAGAGAAGCUGGGUUUUGUCCUGAAAAAUUCCUACCAUUCGUUCCCACCAGAAGGUGUUUUUACAAAUACCAUGGGCCUUCUGGUUGUGGUCUUUGGAGCUCUCAUCUUUUGGAUUGUCACCAGGCCACAAUGGAAACGUCCUAGGGAACCAGGCUCUCUCCCUCUGCAGCUAAAGGGAGGCACCGCGGACGGAGUGGAAGGCACCAUGGCGAUAAACUCCGGCCACAGCACGGACACCCCAGAUGCAGAGUUAAGCAGCGAAGGAGCAGCCCGGAAAAGAACCCUCGGCCUGGAUGACGCUGGCCAGAGGUCCACCAUGUGAAAUGUAGACGCAGCCUCUUAACUUCUCUUUCAAAGUCUCAGCCCUACAGUUUAGCCUCUCCUGCCACUGGUGACUUGGGUUCAUAGUGCCAAGGAGGAUUUCCUGAGAGUCGUUGCGUUGACUGAGGCCCGUGAGCUUACUAAUGUAAAAUGGCAUGAUCAAUAUAAGUUGUCAUUGAUUCCUGUUUCUUCUUGAGGACUCAGGUUUUGGAUGUG